AUGUCUACGUACCACGAGAACGUGGCUACACACAACCUCGAUCAUCUAAAGACUGAUGAUGGUGUCUCAGAUACUUUGUCGCCAGAAUCAGGCGAACACCCGCAGGAGAACAAAACAUCCGUGAAGCAUCGUCGCAACUAUCAGGCUUGUGAACCAUGUCGCGAGCGCAAGAUAAAAUGCGACCUUGGACCUGUCGACAACCCACUGCCACUUCCUUGCGUGACUUGCAAGCGACAGUCUAAGAAAUGCUGGUUCCGCGAGACGCGAAAGAAAGAGAUCAAGACGAAUGAUGUUGAACCACCUACCAAGCGAGCGAGAAUCGACUCGUCGCACUCGACCAGAACAUUCGCGACUCUUCCUGCUAGCCCACAUAUCGGUCACACAUAUGCAUACCAGUCUAGCCCUUUGUCACCAUCAAGACCUUCCAUAUCUGCGACCCCUCCUAGUGUACAUGCGCUUCCUCAACCCACCAUAGGCAACCUACCACCUCUGCCUCGAUCUACACCUACCUCAUUGCCUCGACCGAAUACUGGUGCGACAGGCCUUCAAGAACAUGCCGAAAGUCCCUACAACAAUCUUAGUGUACCAGCUAGGACCACUAACGGCGAUGACCAUGUGGCGAUGCCUAAAGCCAGCAGCUUGGCUGAAUCAUUUACCAACACUACUGACAAUUUGAGUGUCUUGGUCAGAGCUGCAACCACAACCCAACCUCUGGACUCGACCGGCCGUCUGCAGCAUAACAGAUCUUUGACAGGCAGUGCUAGUGAUAUCAAUAUCAGAUCUCUACCAGGGCCAGAAGCUAAAGCUUACAAGCAGGCUCAACAAGUUUGGGCUAAGAUGCGCUUCGUCCGAGCUGGAUGGUUUACAGCCGAUGAAGCUAUGCAAUACGUUGAGUACUUCUACACCCAUCUCGCUCCAAUGACACCUGUUGUCAUCGACCGCUUCCGAAAUCCUGCUACGCAUUACCAGUUAUUGACAGAAGAACCCAUUCUUGCUUUGGCUAUACUUGCCAUCACCUCGAGAUACUAUGAAUUGAGGUCAGACUCAAAAGUCUCUCGAGGCUACUACAUUCACGAGCAACUGUGUACUUCGUUCCGAAACAUUGUUCAACGUUUGUUUUGGUGUCAAGAACAAUUCGGUGGUGGGUUCACAGGUGCAGGUCAGGUAUCGACGCAGCGAACAGCUAGUGGUCAAAUCACAUGGAAAGGUAGUCUCCGAAGCCUGGGCACCAUUGAGGCCUUGCUUCUGCUCGCUGACUGGCAGCCCAGAGGUCUGCAUUUCCCGCCAGGCGACGACGAGAACUCACUAGUCGGAACGAACCUAUCGCUUUUCGGCGAUGAGCCGUCCGCCCCUCAGAACUCAAGCAACUUGCCAUAUGCGACCUGGCUGGAACCCGCUUGGCGGUCAGACCGUAUGUCAAGAAGUCUCGUCGGUUUGGCGCAAUCUCUUGGUUAUGAGUUGGGAGUUUUCGAUCGUGCACACGAAUAUUGUAACGGCGACCACGGUCCAAUGUCAGACUGUUUGAGACGACGACGCCUUCGACGUUUAGUCAUUGUCUAUAUCUCACAGAUCAGUGGCCGCAUGGGCAUACAGUCGUCUCUUUCUCCUGAGCAAGAUGACGAUCCCCACGGGCCUGAUGCCAAUGAACCUGUGGAUAUGAUGCAAAAGCUGUGGUUUGACAUUGGUUCUCUGAUGUACGAUGCCAAUCGCGACAUCUUCCCAUCUCCAAGAAAGAAUGCCACCUAUAUCGAAAAUGGUCACUAUCACACCUUGAUUGGUCAAUACGCUCCGAGAUUGAAGAGAUGGACCAACAAUUACUGUGCCGUUGAAGAGUACAUCAAGCCCCAGAUGAGAGUGGUGCUUAGAAUGGAGUACGAAUAUGCAAGACUUUAUGUAUACUCGCUUGGAUUGCAGAAAGUUGUUGGGCAACUGGCUGUGCAAAAUCGCAAUAGCGUUGGUCGAGGUCUAGCGACACAACUUGGUUCGGUAUAUGAUGACAACAAGGCUUACAUCGAUGAGGUCCGCAAUGCUGCAACGCAAAUCUUGGAAUUGUCCUGUUAUGGUAUGGGUAACAGCAAAUCUCUUGGAUACUCCCCCGUUCGAACUUUUCUGCGAACGCUUUCCGCACUCAUGUUCAGUCUCAAGCUCCUUAGUCUAGGUAACGAGGAACGUGCUGUUCGAGCCGUGUUUAGGCUUCUGAAAGAGACGACAAAACGAAUGAGCGAACAAGUGGCCGAUGAUGUUCACCUGGCAGCUCACGUGGCACGAUUAAUCCAGAAACUCAUGGAGGACGUUCACGGCAGUAUGGUUCGCAUUCCUAAGCCCGGAAGUAGAGGCCAGUCUCGUCACAUUUCGCCUCAACCUCACAACACAACGAUGUCGUAUACCUCGGAUCAAGAAUCACCAGAUCCUCUUGGUCAAAUCCCAAUGGCCGACUAUGCUAACCAAACACUCAUGCCACCUUUCGGCUUGGAGAACUCGGCUUCCUACGAUGCAAACAUGAUUUUCGAUGCCAACGUCGACCCUUCACUCUUCUCGUCUGGGGAUGACUGGAUUGGCAUGCCUCUUGACAACCUUUUCGACCUUGGCGAUGAUACGGUGCAUACCGGGUUUGGAGGUAUUGGUCCGACUCUUGGUAACAGGGACAUGCUCAGUCUUAUCACUGGCUCGCAUCUUGACCAGAACCAGCAUGGACUUGGCUCAGGCAUGCCGACUUCCCUUAGACCUUAUGGAAAUGGGUACUAA
This is a messenger RNA of Lithohypha guttulata, 2745 nucleotides long. RefSeq names its product zinc finger transcriptional activator (gene ARO80). Gene Ontology annotation, biological process: positive regulation of transcription by RNA polymerase II; aromatic amino acid catabolic process. Gene Ontology annotation, cellular component: nucleus. The record is from RefSeq and is a predicted model, not a curated record. Bases 1 to 2745 code for a protein of 914 amino acids. Lineage: Eukaryota; Fungi; Ascomycota; Eurotiomycetes; Chaetothyriales; Trichomeriaceae. Gene Ontology annotation, molecular function: zinc ion binding; DNA-binding transcription factor activity, RNA polymerase II-specific. The transcript has 2 exons.